This is a messenger RNA of Strigops habroptila (Kakapo), 6002 nucleotides long. RefSeq names its product eukaryotic translation initiation factor 2 alpha kinase 2 (gene EIF2AK2). Gene Ontology annotation, molecular function: protein kinase activity; ATP binding. Gene Ontology annotation, biological process: protein phosphorylation. NCBI's taxonomy places the organism in Eukaryota, Metazoa, Chordata, Aves, Psittaciformes, Psittacidae. The transcript is spliced from 15 exons. The record is from RefSeq and is a predicted model, not a curated record. Bases 665 to 2254 code for a protein of 529 amino acids.
GCCUACCAGCCGCCGGUUCUGCCGCACCGCACCGCAUCGCGCCGGCUCCGGGGCGCCUGCUGCGGCUCGGGAGUAGCGGACGGGGGAAAAGAGAAUCCGGCCGGUCCGGAGGAGCGGCCUGCCCGCCCGCGGCGCCGCCGCCGGGAGCGCGGGUUCAUCUGCGGUGCGUGCCGCUGGGCCUGGCAGUCAUCGCAGCUUCAAAGCGUAUGUUCAAACGCCUCUUGGUUCUCCGUCUGAAGGAACCGGUUCUAAUUCUGUCUGGAGAAACUUUACUGAUUGGGAUUUUUUCACAGUUUUUGAACCUAUUGGAGAUCGUGUCAAAAUGGAACGUGAGUGUAUGGAGAAGAUCAACAAUUACUGUCAAAAGCAGAAAUUUACCCUGGUUUAUGCUGAUGUCAGCAUGACUGGCCCAUCUCAUGAUCCUGAGUAAGUUCACUACGCACCUCAGUAGCCAUCAGGACUCUUCCUGCAAUAAAUGAAGUAGAUAAAACUUGAAGUUAUAAAAGUGAACUUACUAGAAGUGUGUGUGUGGCGGGAGAGCUGGUUGAAACCAUAAACUGAGUGGUUCACAGUUGUGGUUAAGAUAAAUAAUGUAAAAUAUGGUACAGGCACUGGUAAAAAUAAGAAGGCGGCAAAAGCAAUUGCAGCAAAAAAGACCUGGGAAAUGAUUGAGAAACUGCCAGAGAGUCCUUCAAAUAUGCAAGCUGCAGAAUUACCAGCAACUAGGAUGAUCACAUUACCUGUACUAUCCGAUGACUAUGUCAGCCUACUAAAUAUGUAUUCACAAAAGACCUUGCAACUAGUUGAUUAUCGUAACAAAAAAAGUAUUGGAGAUGCCCAUGCUCCUGUGUUUUCUUGUAGCUGUACAAUUAGUGGUUAUGUGUAUGGGAAUGGCACUGGACCAUCUGUAGCUGCUGCAAAACGAGCUGCUGCAAAACAAGCGUUUGAGGAGCUAAUUAAGCAAGGCAUUAUAACAAUGGGAAAUGAAACAUCUAACAGCAACUCUACAUUUAGCGAAGAUAGUAAUUCCUCUCAAGCGUCAACUCAGUCUGACUUGGAUCACUUAUUUUUCAGUAACAACAGUAUUUGCUUUAAAGUCUCAGCUGCAAAUUUGGCAGAAAAAGUGAACGACAUGGCAUUAUGUGAAAAGCCUUCACCUUCUCAGAGAAACACACCAAGUCCUGCUCUGAAACACCAAAGAAAAUUGGCAGCUAAUUUUGAUAACGCGAGAGACGUUAAGGAAGAGAUAAAAAAGGAAGAGAUAAAAAAGAUGUCAGAUGAGAGUUUGCCAGGUUUGGACACAAAUACCAGUGAGGAAAACGAAAGUCCAUACACUGUGAAUAAAAGAUUCCUUGAGAGUUUUAAAAAUAUAGAGCCUAUUGGUGAAGGUGGCUUUGGGAAUGUUUUCAAAGCAACAGCAAAGCUUGAUGAGAGGACCUAUGCAGUCAAACGAGUUCAAUUCACAAAGAAUGUGCGUGAAGUAAAACAACUUGCAGCACUUGCCCACGAAAACAUAGUGCGGUAUUACAAUAGCUGGAAAGGGUACGACCAUGUAACUUCUCCAGACUCAAGGCAGAAGGCAGACAAAGAAAUUCUCUGCCUUUUCAUUCAAAUGGAAUUAUGUGAACAAGGGCCAUUGGAAAACUGGAUUGAAAGGAAUAGACAAGACCAAAAGUAUCAUGUGAUGGCACAAACCAAGUUUUUACAAAUACUGAAAGGAGUGGAAUAUAUUCAUUCUAAAGACUUAAUUCAUCGAGACCUCAAGCCUCAGAAUAUAUUCAUAUCACAUGAAGAUAAAAUAAAAAUAGGUGACUUUGGUCUUGUGACUUCUGUGGCACGUGAGAAUCUGACUGAGAACACAGGAACAAAAUCAUAUAUGGCACCAGAACAGUUCGGGCACAAAUAUGGAAAGGAAGUAGAUAUUUAUGCACUGGGGUUAAUUUGGUUUGAGAUUCUUUCGGCAUUCAGUUAUCAUGAGAAAUUUAAGAACAGUGACGUAGCUGCUGAGGAUCUUGUCAAAAGUAAUUGCAAGACAUAUGGUUGGACCCAGGAGCUCUUGAACAGCUGGCUUGGUCCUUUUGCCAGUAUGAGGAAAUCAUACAAAUGUGUCUGCUUGACUCACAGGUUCAACCUGGGUCUCUUCAGCUACCUUAUAACAUUUUCUAAGACAUCUUGCUCCUGCUCACAGCUGACUAUUCUAAUGUGCCCACAGUUCCAUGGUGUUACAGGCAAAAGGUCAAGACCAAUUAUUUAGUCUUGUUUCUUUAAAGCACAAAAAUCUUGUGUCUAUAGAUAGGUGGGGAAGUCAUGCGAAUGGAAAGUCCUAGGAUGGUCUUCAGCUGCUCCAUCAGUUUAGAGAACAAUUUCCCUUAAUGGAGCAUGAUAAACUCUGCUGUAUGUUGCUGGCAAGCCCUGCUCAAAGAACAUCAUGCAUAAGCAAAGCUAAUGCUUAUGAGUAACUGGUUCAGCUGAUGCUCACCAGCAGGUAGGCUCACAGGCCUAAAGCUGAAGAGUAGGGAAAAAGUUCUAAGUUCACGGGAGCUGUUGUUUUACUGGAUACUGGUUAUAAGGGCUUGCUAAGCUAGGCUGUAGCAUCCAUAAGACUGGCUAAUGAUUCAGGAUGCACAGCUGUGUGCAAGAACAGGACUGUCAUCUUCUUCAGGCAAAAAUUAACUGGAUAACAGCAAAUGGAUGAUGUGGACUGCUCUGUUUACCCAGAAAGCGACAUCAUGCGGGAAAAAAAACCCCAGAAGUUGAAAGCAUGUGAUUAGCAAUGUUUCCAUGUUAGUUGCUUUGAACUCCACGUAGCAUUUUCUGCAGUGACGUGUGUGGUACUGAAGAAGGUAAAAGGGAAGAACCAUACCAACUUGGCUUGCAAAUAGUAACAUCCAAAGGAGGAAAUCUAAGGAAAAAUCCAAAGUAAAGAAAUACUGGUUUGUGGUGGGUGUGUUUGGUUUUGGUGUUUGGUGUUGGUUUCUUUGGAGUUUUUUCUGUUUUUGUGGUUUUUUUGUGUUUUUUUUUUUUAUGUGGUAAGAGGAUAUAAACCACUACUUCUAAAUUAAGAAAAGAAGGAUAAUGGUUUUGAGGUAGAGGAUUGCUGGAACAAACACAUUGUUGUAGAGUGUGAAACCUUAAACUUAAAAAGGGACAACAGCUGAUGAAAAAAACACAAAACCAAAACAAAGUACAAUUAAAUUUAAAUAACUUUCAAACUGUUACAGUUACUUUCUUUUUGAAACGAAAGAGCUUUCUGAAGCCCUACCUUUUUCGUACAGUUACAUUUUCCUAAUUACUUCCGUAAACUAUCUGAGUCAUAAAGUGAGAUGCAAAAUAUAAUAAAUGAAAACAUCCUAAACCUGUUCUUUUUUAUGAAUCUCAGGUAUGGCAUGAGGUUAGAGACGGUAAACUUCCAGAGAGCUUCACCAACCGAUUUCUAACAGAGGUAUGGGAUUUUAAUACAUUGUUUCAAUUAGUUUAUUUACUUGUUAAAAAUAAUUUAUUGACAUUUAAUUUCUUUUUGCAGGCACCCAUAAUCAAAAAGAUGCUUUCAAGAGACCCUUCAGGAAGAUACUCUGCAUCUCAAAUACUUGAGCUUUUGAAGUCUGGUGAUCAAGGCCAGCCAUUUAGAACUCGUACUCUGUAAAUGCCCUUUGAGAAAGCUUUCAGACUGUGUUUAAAUCCAGAGCUGGAAGUCUCUUAAAACUGAUGAAAUACCAGUACACGUCAGAAGCAACAGCAAGACUUGGGUUAUGUCUUUUCCUUGGUCUUUUGCCUUGCUGCCAUUGAGAAGCUUGUCAGGGUCAUAUCACCAUUCACACCCAUCAGCUGCAGAGCAGGGCAGCAUACUUCUGCAAGCAAUCACGUGUGAUUUUACCUGAAAACACAGGUUGGAUGAGCUGAACUAUAUUCUAUAGUAAUUUUGGUAGAGAAUAUACUAGGUAUUAGUGUGGGUUAUUCUUCACUGAAUUUCAGUUCUUUACAGUGAAUGUCCUUAGCUCUACAUUCCUGUUGAACACCUACUACCUUCAGUGCUCUAGAACUUAAAAAUACAGUAAUCGAGUUUAGAUUUGCUUUAAACUUCUGAAAACCUUAGGUUUUGAGUGGGUGCUUGGUUAAAAGGAACAAUAUAAAUGAACAUAUAGUAAUUUUUAUAUUCUUAUGGAAAUUAUUGCUGAUCUUCAAGCAUUUAUUGCUAAGUAAGAAUCUGAUCUACAUCCUUUUCUAAAGCUUGAAGUGGUUUUUGUUUUUGCCUUAUCAUGAAUCACAAAUACACAAUCAAUCAUAGAACAGUUUGGGUUGGAAGGGACGUUAACGAUCAUCUAGUUCCAAGUCCCCAGCAACAAAGGCAAGGAAACCUUCCACUAGACUAGGUUGCUCCAAACCCCAUCCAGCCUGGCCUUGAACACUGCCAGGGAUGGGGCAGCCACAGCUUCUCUUGGCAAUUUGUUACAGUCUCUUGCCAUACUCAUAGAAAAGAAUUUUUUCCUAAUGUCUUAUCAAAAUUUACUCUCUUUCAGUCAAAGCCAUUCCUCCUUGUCUUGUCACUAUGCACCCUUGUAAAAAGUCUCUCUCCAGAAUUCCUGUAAGCCUCCUUUAGGCACUGGAAGGCUGCUCUAAGGUCCCCUUCCAAAGCCUUCUCUUCUCCAGGCUGAACAAUCCCAACCCAAGCGGCUUAGGAACUUCAUCCCAGUUCCCUCAGGACCUGUGGAUGCAUCUAAUCAGGUCCCAUGGACUUGUGCAUCUUCAGAUUCUUUAGAUGGUCUCAAGCCUGAUCGCCCACAGCAGGUUCUUCAUUCUCCCCAAAGGCAUCCCUGCCUUUGCCUUCUACAACUUGGGUGGUGUGGCUGGAGCACUUGCUGGUGAAGACUGAGGAAAAAAAUGUCAUUGCCCACCUCAGCCUUCUCCAUGUCUCAGGUAACCAAGUCUCCUGUUUUCUUCCAGAGGCGGCCCACAUUUCCCCUAGUCCUCAUUUUAUCACCAACAUACCUACAGAAGCUUUUCUUGUCGCCGUUGAUGUUCCUGGCCAGAUUUAAUUCUACCAGGGCUUUAGCUUUCCUAGCCUGCUCCCUGGCUGGGAUACGUACAGCAUUUUACUAUUCUGGACUAACUAGUAUUUCUUUGUUGUGGUCAAGAUCUGGAAGAAAUUAUACCCUGACAAAGACAAAAUACCAGUAGUUCCACUGUCUCUUCCCUUUCACCCACUGGGAUAUAACUGACAUACAGUUGGAUUCAAUCUUAAAUAUCUUGUCAAACCUUAAUGAUUCUGUAAUUCUAUACAACUACUCUUACAAUAUGAAAACCGGUACGUGACAAACUUUAUAGUUCUUGGACAGAGCAUCCAUAAUACCAUUACCUUGUGACUGUUAAGUAAUACUGACCCUGUCCCAGUAUUUUUUGAUACUUUUUUUGUAGUAUUUGUGUAUUUCAGCAGCACGUUUCUAUUAGUGACUGUUUACAGUAACAACUGCUGUUCCCUAAAAGGUCUACUAAAAUAUAUUUUUAUAUAUAAAAAACCCUCCAACAACAUGAUCUAGCGCUAUUCAAUCAUGCAAAAUAUGCACCUUUAUGUGCAACAGAAUAUUGGUUCAAAUAAUGUCCCUGUAAUGUUUCACAACCUUUUUUUCCCACCAGGUCUAAGAUGCUAAAGAAAAAAAAGUGAUGUUUAGUUAUCUUUGAAAAGAUGAAAAAUAAAUCCUGUUUAACACAUUAUACAACGGAGUAACUAACCAGUAUUUAUUCCUUACUCAAACCUGAAUUUUAUUAUCAGCUGAUCUUGUUCAGUUGGGUGGGGCAUAAGCGAAGACUGGAAGGCUUAACCUGUCUCUAAUAUCGUAGUUCAAUUAUAAAUGCAAAGUUUUAACCCUAUUAAUUCAUGCAUCAAGUAGAGAAUCUGCAAGAUGCUUCAGAAAUGUGAGUUUAACCUGCCAACUAUCCUUCUGUGUACUUUGAUACAAAUUCUUCUGUAUGGCACAGCUCCAUACCUUCUAAAAGAUAUUAUGAAC